GGGUGGUGGUGGAGGAGGUACGUCGUCACCGGCCAUGGAAAUUUACGAUGAAGAGAAGAAAAAAAACGUGUGGCCUGAUACCAUGUAGAAACCAUACAAUCUUAACUUGUGUCAUUCAUUCACCAAGAGAGAGUAUAUAUAGGAUACAAUCUUGAACCCUAGUGAAACAAGGAAACUAAGAUCCUAGUGAAACAAGGAAACUAACUAAUAUAUGGUAAUUAUUUCCCUACAAAUAUGCUACCAAAUAAUAUCAAAUAAUACAAAGAUAUUAUACCGCAAUAAAAUGUGUGGUCCAAAACAAGCCUUAGAUAUUUGUGUGACUGUAAAUCAUCUCAUAAAGUUAAAUUGUUUCUAAAUAUAGAAAUGUGCCAAUCUUUUUGGGACAAACUAAUAAAGAAAGUAAGACAAUCUUUUUGCGACGGAGGGAGUAUAUAGCAAAACAAUUAAGCUUGAAAAUAUUGUAUAUCCUUCUGUAAUCCAGGGAAGGUAAUAGUAGUCAAAACGUACUUAAAUUUCUGUCCAUCCCAUUUUGAGAAAUAUAAGUUUUGCUGGAAAGGGUACAAAAUUGGAAAAGAAGGGAAGAUAACUGUUGUUACUAGAGAAGGAGCUGUAAACUCCUGACAUGUGAAAUGGCAUUUGAAGCUUCGUUUUUCAAUAAUCAAUUUUGUUAUAAGUAGGCCUUUUAGGAAUAGUCAUGUUGAUUUGCUAACUCAUUACAACAACAACAUAUCCGGUGUGUUCCCACAGGUGGGGUCUGGGGUGAUUUGCUGACUCUUUAUCUCGGCAUAAUCGCCACUGAGGAAAUCAAUCCUCAGUCAACCGUUUCGGGGGAAAAAAUUAAAAAAUUUGUUGUUUUAGAUUUCUUUCCAAUUUUUUAAGGAUCUCCCUUCAAAUUCUAAUAUAAUUACCAUCUUUCCUCGGGAUAUCUAUAGAAGUUGACCAUUAAGGUUCAAGAAAGGAGAACGGUAAAAAGAUCUUAGAAGAGUCGAGCCUCCACGACAACUCAAAAGUUGGUUCAUUUACUUCAUUUUUCCACUUACUUUUUCCUAUCGCUUUUUUUGUAAUGAUGAAGAUCACAAAUUGAGAAGCCAUUCAUCUUCGCUUUUGAUUUUAUUUAUAUGACUAGGGUGCAAAAAUGGAAGAAAAGGGGAAACAGGAUAGCACUGCCGAUGUGAACUAGAAUUGUAUGGACAAACUUAUUCAACUGAAUGUCUUAAUGGUAUGAAAAAACAAAAACAGAAAGGGUUAUCCUUAUUCCUUCAGAGUUUGAGAUAGGGAGGAUGGGCGAAGCGGCGUUGUAUUUACUACUAUAAUAGUACUGUUUAGAUUGGUGGCACCACUGCAUGGAAGCAGCAUGACACGUAUUCGCAGUCAAAGCGGUUGUGAUGUGUCUUUUGAUUUGAUGCGGAAGAUAUUGAUAAAUCAGAUAGGUGAGAUCGAUUCCUAUUUUAGAAGGGGAAAAUGGUCCUUCGUCUAGAACUGUUUCACUAAUAAUUGGAGUUAAUUUACCUUACUCGUUAUAAAAAUGAGCUAAUUGAAGUCAUCCCUAAACAGGAAAUGGUGGUUCAUGAAGUCGACUUCUUCUUGUACCAUCCUCAGCAGCUUUCUUGUAUAGUGCUCUCUCUCUCUCUCUCUCUCUCUGUUUUGUUGGUGGGGGGAAUGUUUUCUGGUCAAUUUCUUUUUAUCCUGAAUGUUUAUCAUGUGAAAAGUGUUUAUUUUCCCAUUUAAUUUGUGGAUUCAUGGUAUCAAACAUGCUCCGCUAUCAUGCGUCUGCUUUGGGUUAAAGUGCCUGAUAAGUCUUGGUACAAAUCUGAGCAACUUCAGUUUUUUUUUAAAAAAUAAAUAAAUAAAUUUUGGCCUAAAAGGGGAUUUUAUAUAUUAACAUCAAAUAACAAAAAAAGGAAAGAUGUUCGACCAAAAAGUAAAAAGCAAGUAAAGGAACGUAAAAAAGCAACAUUUCUCAUUUUAAAUCGCUAACUUCAGCUGCCCGUCCAUAGCUCUCUCCUGUCGGUGAUUCAAGCUCCAUCUCUGUGGAUGUAAAUCAACGGUUUGUACCACUUUUCUAUGCAAGUCUUGGAACAUAGCAGCUCGAAUCAUUGCUGUUUUGUUGCUGGUGAGUUUCUUUGAAGUGCGAUUCUGCUGAAAUGGACUCCGAUGUGCUUUUCGCUGUUCAUCUGCUGUGAAGCUUCUGGGAUAUCUAUGAAAGUUGACCUCUAAGGUUCCUCCACGACAACUCAGAAGUUGGGUGCAAAAAUGGAAGAAAAGGGGAAACAGGAGAGCACUGCCGAUGUGAACGAGAAUUGUAUGGACAUUGAAGUCAUCCCUAAACAGGAAGAGUUGAAACAUCCCUGCCAAGCGGCAGCAUGUAAGAGCUCGGAGAAUGAUGGUAAGCUGAUCGGAAAUCGAAAGACACUAAAUUACAUUGAGGGGAAGGAUAGGAAGAGGAGUGAGUGGCCAAUGCGUGAAUACAGACUGGACAACAGCAGAGAUGGUACUACUUCUGACGACAUGCAGAUAUAUACGGCGUUAAACAAUGAUGAGAUUAGUGUCAAUCCACCAACGCUCAACCAUCACCGUGAUGCGUGUGAUCUUCCUUCCUCUGAUCAAGUUCCAUUGGUUGAAGGUUCACCCUAUGGUAGUCAUAAAAAUGAAGCACCGAGAUAUGGCGGGUGGCCGUUUCGUACUCCAGAAACUAGGCUGCCACCAUUUGAUGGACCGUUUGAGUCCUUGACUGAAGAAGAGUUGGCCUUCUUUGAUAACCCUGAUCCUGAUUAUCCAAGAAAGAGGCCAAGAAAUGAUUGAUAUUGUACAUUCUAGUGGUUCUAGUUAAAAUUAUAGUUUUUUCCUUUAAAUGCAAACUUCCAGUUCAUGAGUAAAGGUAUGAAGGCACUAGAGUUUCAGGGCCAAAUAAUUGUGAAGGCCUUCAUACAGAAUUAUUUCAAUUGUUUUAGCAUUGUUGACACCCAAUU
Lycium barbarum (goji berry) is the source of this 2969-nucleotide messenger RNA. RefSeq lists its product as uncharacterized. Lineage: Eukaryota; Viridiplantae; Streptophyta; Magnoliopsida; Solanales; Solanaceae. The transcript is spliced from 5 exons. Bases 2254 to 2802 code for a protein of 182 amino acids. Gene Ontology annotation, molecular function: DNA binding. The record is from RefSeq and is a predicted model, not a curated record. Gene Ontology annotation, biological process: regulation of DNA-templated transcription.